AAUUUAACUUCGACUUUUUGUUGGAGGUUUUGGAAAACGGUGUCGCACGAAAUAGUUUUCAUUCAAGCUGUUUGCUUGUAACGGUGGCUCAAUAUGGAUAAUAUUAAAGUUUGUUGUGUCCAGGUUCUAAUUUUAACGUUCCUGUCCGCAUGCAACGGUCAGUUCGGAAGUGGCGGAGGGGGCCGGUUCGGAGGUGGUGGAGGGGGCAUGUGUUUGGAUGGUUCUCGAGGGUCUCAGAGAUGUACUGACGAUACGACAUGCUCAAGAGGGACAUAUUGUUUCCAACGAUAUUCACGUAGAGGAGUAUGUUGCGCUAGUGGUGCACCCGUUGAUGGAGGUGGAAUGGGUCCAGGUGGAAUAAUGGAGCCUGGUAUGGGACCUGGUGCAAUGAUGGGGCCUGGUAUGGGACCUGGUGCAAUGAUGGGGCCUGGUAUGGGACCUGGUGCAAUGAUGGGGCCUGGUUUUGGAGCUGGACCUGUUGGAAGCAUGGGCCCUAGUAUGGGUUAUAGCGAUGCAAUGAGUCCUGCUGGAAGUAUGGGAACAGUUGGGCCAAUGGGUUACAGCGGAACAAUGAGUCCUGGCGGAGGAAUGAGUUAUGGGGGAGGAAUGGAGUCAGGAAGAGGUAUGACUGCCGCUAGAGGAAUGGGGCCUACAGGAGCUGAUGGUUAUAUUGAUGCAAUGAGCCCUGAUGGAUCAAUGAGUUACAGUGGAACAAUGGGUCCUGGCGGAGGAAUGAGUUAUGGGGGAGGAAUGGGGCCAGAGAGAGGUAGAGGAAUGGGGGCUACAGGAGCUGGUGGUUAUAUUGAUGCAAUGAGCCCUGAUGGAUCAAUGAGUUACAGUGGAACAAUGAGUCCUGGUGGGGGAAUGAGUUAUAGGGGAGGAAUGGAACCGGAGAGAGGUAUGACUGCCGCUAGAAGAAUGGGUUCUACAGGGGCUGGUGGUUAUGAUGGUGGAGCUAUGAGUUAUCCUGGAGGAACUGGUCACGGUGGAGUUACACCAACUGGAGGCAUGAGUCCCGGAGGAAGAAUGAGUUAUGGGGAAAGAAUGGGCCCAGAGGGACAUAUGUCUCCUGCUGGAAGAGUAGGUCCAGGAGGAGCUGGUGGUUAUAGUGGAACGAUGGGCCCCGCUGGAGCUAUGAGUUAUGAUGGAGGAAUUAGUCCCGGUGGAGCAAUAGGCUUUCGUGAAACAAUGGGUCCAGCUGGAGGCAUGAGUCCAGCUGGGGAAAUGGGUUCUGCUAGGGGAAUGGGUUCUGCUGGGGGCAUGAGUCCAGCUGGGGAAAUGGGUUCUGCUAGGGAAAUGGGUUUUGCUAGGGGAAUGGGUUUUGCUGGAGGAAUGGGUUCUGCUAGACCUACGAGUAGAAGUUCAGCAGGAGGUAGAAGCAGUUUCGAUGUCAGAAUGGGAUCACCACGUGGUAGUAUGCCACCUGGGGGACGUGCUAUGCCGUCAAGAGGAGGAAUGCGAGCAGGUGGUGAUAGGGGUGCAGGUAGUAGAAGCACCGGUUCAAGCUCUGAACGCGGUCGUUGCCCAGAAGUAACACAAAGAACUUGUGACGACAGUAGACGGGUCACAGACUGCUUUGCAUCUGAUAGCGUGUGUCGUAGCAAUGAAAAAUGUUGCCCAGAUCCAUGCGGUUAUGUCUGUAAACCUUAUGUGUAAAUAAUCUGUAUGAAGUUAAAGAAAUAAAUCGACCUUGAUUAAAGUU
This is a messenger RNA of Mercenaria mercenaria, 1702 nucleotides long. Its product is annotated as collagen alpha-2(I) chain-like. The transcript has 3 exons. NCBI's taxonomy places the organism in Eukaryota, Metazoa, Mollusca, Bivalvia, Venerida, Veneridae. The record is from RefSeq and is a predicted model, not a curated record. Gene Ontology annotation, cellular component: extracellular region. Bases 94 to 1656 code for a protein of 520 amino acids. Gene Ontology annotation, molecular function: peptidase inhibitor activity.